AUGAACGAAAGACAAAAGGCUGAAUUAGAAGGAAAUAAAGGAAAAAGUUUAUUUUGCAAAAUUUCACUUAAUGGAUCAUAUGGUUACGAUGCAAUGAAUACACAAAAUUAUGCAAAGACUAAAAUAAUGAAUGCACAGAAGGCACGCGUUGCAUGUAUGUCAAAUAAGUUUAAAAACAUAAGAGAAAUAGGAGAGGAUACAUAUCAAGUGAUGCUCAAAGAUAGAUUUUAUAGAUGUGAUACAUGUUUACAAGAGGCAUUUUUUACUUUAGAUAACGCAAAAUACUGGUAUUUAGUUUUCAUUUAUGAUUUUAUGUAUAAAUGCUUGGAUGUUAAUCGUUUUCAUUUCAUUGAAGGUGAUACUGAUUCAUCUUAUUGGGCAAUCGCUGGCGAUCCAAAUCUUCCUAACACUCAAGCAUUUCAAGCAAUUGUUACCGAUAAAAAAUUUUAUGAUAAAAACAUUUUCAAAUUCGCACCUUUUGAUUUCUUCUGUUUUGAUGAGAAAUUUAAACCUAAAUUAAAGAAUAAAGUUGAAGAAAAAGCACAUGAGAAAAAAUUAUUGGGUUUAGCAAUUGAGAAACAAGGUGAUAACAUGGUUGCUUUAUGUCCUAAAUGUUAUACUUCAUUCAACGGUUCAAUUGAUGGGAGUGAUUUUAAAAAGAUUGCACAAAAAAUGAAAGGUGUUAGUUUACGACAAAAUAAACAAUUAACACCUAAAAAUUAUUUGGAUAUAAUAAAUGAUAAAGUUAUUUUCGAUGGUCAGAAUAUUAAUUUACAACUUAAAAACGGGUCAAUGACUCGCUUAACAAUCGGUAAGACUGCAUUAACAGGAGCACACACUAAGGCUGUAUGUUGUGAAAAUGGAUGUUGUAUGCCAUUUAUUUAA
This is a messenger RNA of Trichomonas vaginalis G3, 885 nucleotides long. RefSeq names its product DNA/RNA polymerases family. The transcript has a single exon. The record is from RefSeq and is a predicted model, not a curated record. NCBI's taxonomy places the organism in Eukaryota, Parabasalia, Trichomonadida, Trichomonadidae. Bases 1 to 885 code for a protein of 294 amino acids.